AUGGUAACAGGGGAAUUUAACGGCGAAUGGGAAGGGCUGACAGAAGUGGAAAAGGAAGAGUAUUGUCCAUUUAAUGAUCAAGCAGUUACUGACGGGAGUAAGGUGAUACAUGAAGUCAGUGUAAUAUCGGAAGAUAGAAACGAUGUAGUGAAAAAAGUUUGUGAUAGUUCGGAUGAGAGAUAUCAGGCGGCACAGGAAGUUGGUGAGAGAUCGCAUCAAAGGAACAACAAUAAAAUGGCAAAAGAAAGUAAUGACAAAUGGGAUGUGAAAAAAAUAUAG
Molecule: messenger RNA, 279 nt
Organism: Parnassius apollo (apollo)
Lineage: Eukaryota; Metazoa; Arthropoda; Insecta; Lepidoptera; Papilionidae
Source: the annotation of a GenBank genome assembly